GUCAGCAUGCCGCGUGGCUGGGCCGCCCCUCUGCUCCUGCUGCUGCUCCAGGGCGCCUGGGGUUGCUCAGACCUUGUCUGCUACACCGAUUACUUCCGGACGGUCACCUGCUUCCUGGAGACGUGGACCCCCCACCCCAGCGUGCUCACCCUCACCUGGCAAGACCCCUACGGAGAACUGGAGGAUGAGGUCACCUCUUGCAGCCUCCACCGGUCCACGCACAAUGCCACUCACGCAAAAUACACGUGCCACAUGGAUGUGUUCCGCUUCAUGGCCGACGACAUUUUCAGUGUCAACAUGACAGACCAGCCUGGCAACCGCUCCCAGGAGUGUGGCAGCUUUGUCCUGGCCGAGAGCCGUGAGUACUUGGAGGAGAACCCAGGCGAGGUUGGGCCCCACGCUCCCCGGGCCAGCUCCCCCUGCCUCUCGUUGGAGGUCGGCCCUGUAGAUGCGGCGUUUGCCAGGUGUGGGGUGGCAGCGGGGCCUGGCCUGAACCAGAGACAGAGUCCGGGGAGGAAGCUGAUCUCAGUGGACGUCAGGAGUGUCUCCCUCCUGCCCUUGGAGUUCCACCCAGGCGCCAGCUACGAGCUGCAGGUGCGGGCGGGGCCGCAGCCCGGCUCCUCCUUCCAGGGGCCCUGGAGCGAGUGGAGUGACCCGGUGCUCUUUCGCACCCAGCCAGAAGAGCUCACGGCAGGCUGGCACACGGACCUGCUCUAUCUCUUCCUGGUCUUCACGCUCCCCAUCCUUGUCUACUUAGGUCUGAAGAUCCGCCUGCCUUGGAGGCUGUGGAAGGUGUGGGUGCAGGUGCCCAGCCCCGAGCCAUUCUUCCAGCACCUGUAUGUGAGCCACAGCGGGAACUUCAAGAAAUGGGUGGGCACGCCCUUCACUGCCUCCAGCCUGGACCUGGGCCCCUGGAGCCCAGGGGUGCCCUCGCCCUUGGAGAUGUACAACUGCUGCCCCCCGCUGAGUGCAGCCCAGGGGCUGGAGACCACGCUGCUGCCCGCGCCUGCGGAUCUGGUGGAAACCGACAGCGCCCCUAAGCCCGAGCCCGAGCCCGAGCCCGAGCCGGGCUACUGGGGCCCUGCCCCCUGCACUGGCAGUGCGGGCAGCUCAGCUUACAGCCAGGAGGGGGACCGGCCCUAUGGCCUGGUGUCCAUCGACACGGUGACCGUGGUGGGUGCAGAGGAGCCGUGCGCCUGGCCCUGUACCUGUGGGGAAGAUGGCUACCCAGCCCUGAACCUGGACGCUGGCCUGGAGCCUGGCCCGGGCACCGAGGACCCGCUCUUGGGCCCUGGGGCCACAGUCCUGUCCUGUGGCUGCGUUGCAGCUGGUGGCCCUGCCGGGCUGGGGGCCCCCUUGGGCAGCCUCCUUGACAAACUGAUGCUGCCCCUGGAAGAUGAGGCGGGUUGGGCGCCAGGGCCGCCUUGGGGUGGUGGGCCACCCCGAGGGGUGUCUGACAGCGAGGCGGGCUCGCCCCCCGCCGGCCUGGACAUGGACACGUUCGACAGCGGCUUCGCAGGCUCUGACUGCGGCAGCCCCGUGGAGUGUGACUUCUCCAGCCCCAGGGACGAAGGGCCCCCCAGGAGCUACCUGCGCCAGUGGGUGGUCAUGGCCCCUCCGCCUGCAGGGCCGGGGCCCCAGGACAGCUAGUGAGGCUGAUGGCUGUUCAGAACUGGCCGUGCCCCCGGGCGGCGAGGCAUGGGCGCCUGGGCUGUGGUGGGAAGAGGCCUGCAGCCUUUGGUCUCCCAGGGC
This is a messenger RNA of Myotis lucifugus (little brown bat), 1752 nucleotides long. RefSeq names its product interleukin 21 receptor (gene IL21R). Gene Ontology annotation, biological process: immunoglobulin mediated immune response; cytokine-mediated signaling pathway. Gene Ontology annotation, cellular component: external side of plasma membrane; membrane. The transcript is spliced from 7 exons. Gene Ontology annotation, molecular function: protein binding; cytokine receptor activity. Lineage: Eukaryota; Metazoa; Chordata; Mammalia; Chiroptera; Vespertilionidae. The record is from RefSeq and is a predicted model, not a curated record. Bases 7 to 1650 code for a protein of 547 amino acids.